GAUACUUGCUUACGCCAGCGAAAGCUACUGACUGGACGUUCUGGAUCGUUUCAAAUCAAGGGAAUGUCUCUUGCUUUAGGGACUGGAAACAACUUGUUGCGCUAAUUCAGCUCCUUGCAAAAUAGCGAGAUAUCUCAGGACAACUGUUGACCAGCUAAAUUAAAGCUAACUGGUUAAAUUGACCAAGUUACCUUUCCGAACUAUUUCUCGACAUUCAAAUAUAGGAGAACGGGACAAUUUACCAUCAACUCUUCGGCUAAAAUGAACAGCUACGGAACCAAAGCAGAUAUGGUCCCCGAAGUAACGGCCGCAGUGAAUUUCCUCUCAAGACUGCUAAAAACAAGGGGAUUUCUAAGUGAGCAGCAACUUCAGGUUUUCAGGGACUGCCUAAAACAAGCACUCUCAGAGCACUACAAGCACCACUGGUUUCCAGACAGACCUCAGAAGGGGUCUGGCUAUCGAUGCAUCCGGAUAAAUCACGAGAUGGAUCCCAUUAUAGGCAAGGCUGCUUGUCGAAUUGGACUGUCUAGUGAGCAACUUUUCGCUCUCCUUCCCCGAGAGCUAACGCUUUGGGUGGACCCUUACGAGGUGUCCUACCGCAUCGGAGAGGAUGGCUCCAUUUGUGUGUUGUACGAGGCUGAGGCACCCGUUCAAAAUUCUACGUCCAACAACCGCGAUGGCUCGCCAUUCGAUUCAGCAUUGAACUGUAAGAAUCGUUUUCUCCUGAGUGGCCGUAGCAGCCCCCCAAAAAACUACCUGAUGACGGUGUCAAGCUAAUGAGCGCGACUACCUUGGAGGAGCACCGAAGACUGGCUUUGCGUGCAUCGGGUUGAUGGUUGUCAACUACCCAUGGUAUACUGAUGAACUUUAUGGAGACCGGGCAUUUCAAAAUAUCUCCACCAUAAUGGGAGUUAGUUAAUAUUUAAUUGGACAUAGAAUAUCUGAAGCACUGCCUAUGAUUAACAUACCCAUUUUGAUCAUUGCUGAAUUGCUGGACCAGACACAUGUAGUUUCAUUGCACUGUUACCUUCUCAUUAUUGUACCGAGUGCAUAUGUACUUGGUGCACUGAAAUAAGUUUAGGGUAUAAUUCAGUGGACACAAACCCUGGUGCUGUCAGAGUUUGUCAUUGUGCAAUAAUACUUCACAUCACUAACAAGAAUGUGAAACAAUCAAAACUGGUGUGAAGCAGUUAGGAAACCCAAACUUGUUUAAUUACAUUUGUAAUCCCCAUUUAUUGCACAACAUUACCCCUUUUGUGGUAUGAUGCACAGCUGGUUUAGUCUGGGACCCUUUUUUCUUGUAACACUGCCUUUCCAGUUGUGCUGCCUUAACAAUGGUGUCACCACCCCCUUAAAGAGCAUUACUGCCAAACUCUUAGUCUUAUUGUGCAAUAUCCAGGGUGCUCCAAAAUUGGGUUUAAGUUCCACAGUUUUUAGUUUGAAACAUUGAUAAAUGAAUAUCGAAAAACCUACACCCCAAAAGCUUUACUUCCAGUGUUUGGGGAGGUAUGACUUCACUUAAGUGAAUGUUUUAAUGGUAGCUAACUUUGAAAGGUCCCUCCUCCCAAGGUUCAUAGCCAUUUUUGGUGAAUAAGCUGUGAGGUGGUUGGCUGGUGUCAUGCCUGUGUUCACUGCCAGUAUAAGGCUCUCAAUCUCUGUAGCAUUCUCUACUUUGAGCUGUUGAGCAGCUUGUUUGUUUACUCUUUUUAGACAGAGAAAAUGUAGUUUGUAAGCUAUUUGAAGCACAGUAUGCUUUUAAUGUACAUUUUUAAUGAAUUUGUGCAUAUAUAGAUAACUGUACAGUUUUUCCAAUUUUUAUUACAAUAAAACUUUAUGAAUGAAG
Molecule: messenger RNA, 1843 nt
Organism: Chanos chanos (milkfish)
Lineage: Eukaryota; Metazoa; Chordata; Actinopteri; Gonorynchiformes; Chanidae
Gene: btg2
Product: B-cell translocation gene 2
Exons: 2
Coding region: 262-777 (171 amino acids)
Biological process (GO): negative regulation of cell population proliferation
Cellular component (GO): cytoplasm; nucleus
Source: RefSeq, a predicted model, not a curated record